Molecule: messenger RNA, 270 nt
Organism: Colletotrichum lupini
Lineage: Eukaryota; Fungi; Ascomycota; Sordariomycetes; Glomerellales; Glomerellaceae
Exons: 3
Coding region: 1-270 (89 amino acids)
Source: RefSeq, a predicted model, not a curated record
AUGGUUCGCGGCACACAAUCCAUAUUCUAUUCAUUGUGUCCGACAAAAACCGUCAAACUCUGUUUAUGCUUCACCACUUAUGGCCUGGCUUUCUCCAUCCCUUAUAUGCAUCCCCCCAUUGCCUUCCAUUUUCCUUUGCUUUCCUCUCCUUUCCUUCCUUCUUUACCUCCUCCCUCGAUCAUCAUCCUCUCCUUCCCCUCUGUCAAUUGCAGUACUUUCAUCAAGUUUCAGGGUACAACAACGCUGGCGACAAAGAUGCAGAAAUGCUGA